GUCUCGACCGGAAAUGUCCCAGUACAUUGAAGCGAUCUACCCUCCCUCUCUCUUUAACCUACAUUGCUGAGCAAGUUUCAGUCCUGUUUUCACCAGUCAGUGAGAGUGACGAGCCGCGUGGACGUAGCCGUGGUUGCCAACAUGUGGACACUUUUUUUAAUCUAAUAUUUGAAUCGUGAAAGAUUCACGGGGACGUAUGGAUACAUUUGGUGGGGACAACUGGCGGAGACGCACGAGGAGCGCGCGAGCCUGCUGCAGACAACAAACCGGAGCACGAGCUGACGAAUCCAGUGUGCUUCGGUGUCUGAGCGUGGGAAACACGGAAGAAGACCAUGACAUGGAGGAGGAAACCGGCCUCUUCAAGCAGGACAGCCUGGAGCGGAGGGUCAUAGCGCCCCGCUACAGCCUGCUGAGGGAGGUGGGAAGGGGUACAUACGGCGUUGUGUAUGAAGCGGUGGCCCGGAGGUCGGGUGCUAAAGUUGCUGUGAAGAAACUGCGAUGCGACGCGCCGGAAAACGUGGAGCUCGCCCUGCAGGAGUUCUGGGCGCUGGCAAGUCUUGAGAAACGGCAUCAAAAUGUGGUGCAGCUGGAAGAGUGUGUCCUCCAGAGGAACGGUAUGGCCCAGAAAAUGAGUCAUGGGAACAAACGGUCCAAACAGUACCUGCGCCUGGUGGAGACCUCACUAAAAGGUGAAAGAGUGCUCAGUCCUCCAGAGGAGCCUUGUUACCUCUGGUUCGUCAUGGAAUUCUGUGAAGGCGGUGAUCUCAACCAGUUCAUCCUGUCUCGUCGGCCCAACCCACGAACCAACAACAGCUUUAUGCUCCAGUUGACCAGUGCCGUUGCUUUCCUGCAUGAAAACAACAUUGUCCACAGAGACCUCAAACCUGACAACAUCCUCAUCUCAGAGAAGUCAGGGACUCCGGUGCUCAAGGUGGCCGACUUUGGCCUGAGUAAAGUUUGUGCUGGUUUGGGUAACGCCAGCGAGGGCAAAGAAGGCGAAGAUAAGAACAAAAACGUCAAUGUCAACAAGUUUUGGUUGUCAUCAGCGUGCGGCUCAGACUUCUAUAUGGCUCCCGAAGUGUGGGAGGGCCAUUACACAGCCAAGGCGGACAUAUUUGCCCUAGGCAUCAUCAUCUGGGCAAUGUUGGAGAGAAUUACUUUCAUUGAUGCAGAGUCUAAGCGGGAGCUGCUGGGAACAUAUGUGAGACAAGGAGCAGACAUUGUGCCAGUGGGUGAGGCACUGCUAGAGAAUCCAAAGAUGGUACUCAGCAUCCCACAGAAACGCAGGUCAUGCAUGUCUGAUGGGGUGAGGAAGCUGCUUCAAGACAUGCUUGCGGUCAACCCUCAGGAUCGGCCCGAUGCUUUUGAGCUGCAGGCCAGAAUGGAUCAGGUUAUGUGUGCUGCAUGACUCCCAACCCGAUUGUUUUACAGACACGUGUUGCUACCUGGAGCUGCUACAUCAGUGAGGGUCUCCCUGUGUUAUUCUUAAGACUGUGAAGAUAAAGGAGAAGCAAAGGAAAGCAGUUACUCCUGCAGUUGGGAUACUGAAAUGGGAUUUUUGUUUUCUUUGAAGUUGUUUACAGUGAGGUCAUCUGCCAGUUCUUAAAGACACUGUUUGCCCUGCCCUGAAUAUUGUAAUAAAGCGAGAAACAUUA
Molecule: messenger RNA, 1655 nt
Organism: Xiphias gladius (swordfish)
Lineage: Eukaryota; Metazoa; Chordata; Actinopteri; Istiophoriformes; Xiphiidae
Product: serine/threonine-protein kinase 35-like
Exons: 3
Coding region: 197-1408 (403 amino acids)
Biological process (GO): autophagosome organization; autophagy; positive regulation of autophagy
Cellular component (GO): autophagosome; cytoplasm
Molecular function (GO): protein serine/threonine kinase activity; ATP binding
Source: RefSeq, a predicted model, not a curated record